CGCGGGAUCUGUCAUAUUAAAGUUAAUCAUUUUCAUUUCCAAAUGUAAACAAAACAAUAAAUAAUAUAAAUAAUGAAUACAUUAGAAGAGAUUAUAAAAGGUAGUUUGAAGAUUCCUGAUAAAUUUGAUUUUCCAUUUCCACCUUAUGGAAUACAAAAUGAGUUUAUGAAAAACCUUUACUCUGUUUUGGAAAAUGGCAAACUGGGAAUUUUUGAAAGCCCCACUGGCACUGGUAAAUCUCUAAGUAUUAUUUGUGGGGCCAUUAGAUGGUUGAAAGAUCAUGAAGAGUUUAAGAGAUUGAGUAUUUCCAACAACAUAACAAAACUUGAGCAAGAAAAAUUAGAGGUAGCUGAUGAUGAAAAAGAUUGGAUAGUGGCUCAAUAUAAAGAAAGAGAGCUUACAGAAAAAUUGAACUUUCUGAAAAUUCAGGAAUCAAAGAUACAAGAUUAUGAAAAAAAGCUGAAAAAUCUGGAAAAGGUUAAAGAAUAUAAGUUGACAAAAAAAUGGAAAAACCUCAAUAAAAACCAUAAUAAUCAACAUGAAUUGCUGAAAGAUGAUUCCAUUGAGAAGAAUGUUGAUGAGGAUGAAGAUAUUUUACCUGAAGAACCAGAACUGAGUGCAACAGAUGAUUAUGUGUCUGAUGAAGAUGAGAAAGAAACUUCUUAUGAACCAUCUAAAAUUUACAUUUGCAGUAGAACACAUUCUCAAUUGGCCCAGUUUGUAGGAGAAAUUAUAAAAUCGCCUUUUGCAAAUGAUGUGAGGGUGGCUUCAUUAGCUUCAAGACAAGCCUAUUGCAUCAAUCCUGAGGUAUCAAAGUUGAAAAGUAUGGCACUUAUCAAUGAAAGAUGUGUGGAUUUACAGAAAAAACUUCCAAAGGCAAAAGUUGACCAAGAUGGAAAAGUAGUAAAGAAGCAAAAAGGAACCUCUUGUUCAUGUCCAUAUUACAAGCAAACUGCUAUAGAGGAAUUAGGAAAUUUUGCACUAGUUCAAGUACAAGAUGUUGAAGAUCUAGUUAACAAUGCAAAAGAACUGAAAGCUUGUCCUUACUAUGCUAGCAGAAAAGCAGCAGAAGAUGCUGAAGUGAUAUUUAUUCCUUAUAACACAUUAUUACAUAAAGCAACAAGAGAAGCAAAUGGAAUUAAAUUGAAAAACAACAUUGUGAUAGUAGAUGAAGCUCAUAAUUUAUUAGAGGCAUUGGCACAGAUGCAUAAUGUUGAUUUGAAUUAUGGGCAAGUUUACCAUGCUCUGCAACAGAUGAAAUCAUACAAAAAUAGGUUCCAUACACGUUUUUCAGCUAAGAAUUUGUUGAUGAUAAACCAGUUAUUAUUUGUCCUAGGCCAGCUCUUUCAUAUUAUGGAUGAUAAUAGCACCUGUAAUACCACUGAAAUUUUCACAUUGGAAAAUUUCGUUCUAAUGGGAAACAUUGACAACUUUAAUAUGUUUAGAUUAACAAAAUUUUGUAGAGAAGCCAGGUUGGCACAAAAAAUUCGAAGUUAUGCCAUAAAAUAUCCCAUCGAACAAACCGAAGAAACUACAAUUAAAAAAGGUGUCAAAGAGUUCUUAGCAAGCAUACAAAAUACCAAAAGCAACAAGAACAAAAAAGAAGCAGAAACACCCGAAAAAAAUACAAAGAAACUUGUGAUACCGCCUGUUAGCAACCCGCUCUUGACUGUCCUAUCCUUCCUAGAAACGCUCACAUAUUCCUACAAAGACGGGCGAAUAUUAUUCAAAAAAAGCACGGACAAACUGCAGUGCAAAUUGCAGUUCCUUCUCUUGGACCCUUCAUCGAACUUCACGGAUAUAGUUCAAGAAGCGAGGGCAGUUGUCUUGGCAGGGGGCACAAUGAAACCAAAUAGCGAGUUUAGAGACAGACUUUUUAUCAAAGCGGGUGCGAGUCCAGAUAGGAUUGUGGAGUUCUCUUGCGAUCAUAUUGUAGCCCCAGAAAAUAUUCUGCCAAUUAUUGUGACCAAAGGACAAAAUAAUGGGAAUCUUUUAUUCAAUUUUGAAAACAGGAUGUCUAUGGGCGGCAAUAUAAAACAUAUAAUCCAACAAGCUUGUGACAUGGUAAAAGGUGGGAUAGUGGUUUUUUUUCCAUCUUACAAUUACGAGAAUUGGGUUUGGCAACAAAUUAAAGAUACAAAUUUCGGUAAAACAGUUUUUCGUGAGCCCCAAAACUCAGGUUCUGUUGACGUGGUUUUGGAAAACUAUGCAAAGGCUAUUAUAAAACCAGGCAGUACAGGAGCUCUUCUACUGAGUGUUGUAGGUGGGAAACUGAGUGAAGGUCUAAAUUUUAGUGAUGAUCUGGGAAGAUGUGUUAUUGUGAUUGGACUACCAUAUGCCAAUAUAAUGGCUGCUGACUUGAAAGAAAAAAUGGCUUACUUAGAUAAAACAGAGGGUGCUGGUUCUGGCCAAAAGUUUUAUGAAAAUCAGUGCAUGAAAUCUGUGAAUCAAUGUAUCGGCAGGGCUGUAAGACACAAAAACGACUAUGCCACUGUGUUAUUAGUGGAUGAGAGAUAUGAUCGUAUGUCAAUUAAGAAUAUGUUGCCUAACUGGAUAAAGAAAUCUCUGAAAGUUGGUACUUGUGAUCAAACAUUUGAUCUUGUAAGAAAGUUUUUCAAGAACAAGAGGACCGGAACUUGACCAUUGAAACUCAAGGGUAUUUGUGUAUAAGGAUAAGAAAUAAUAUACCUAUUUUUUUAUUUUGAUAUAUUUCCAGAGUUUCCUUCAACAAUUUGGAUCCUUUUCCUUUUAGCAAAGUGUUCUAUUUUGCUCUCUAGACUAUUACAAGUUUGUCUUUUCAUCACUGGAAGAUAGUUGUUUGGACUAUGUUUUGGUAAAAGAUGUUCACUUAGGCAUUUUUCAUGUUUAUCUUCAUUAUUUGAACAUACUGUUUGUAGAUCAUUUUUCAAACUGAUCAACAUAUCUUUCAACAUUGUUUCUCUAAAAAAACAGCAUAAACUAAGACUCAACACACUAUAACCAAGACUUACUUUAGAGCAUGAGUGGUCCACAGUGAACUGAGUUUUUCUAUAACUUGAUUUAAGGAAUCAUUAUAGUGCCAUUUGAUCCCAUCAUACUCACAGAAAUACAAAUUCAGAGGGAGUUCAUUUGCCAUUCUAU
Molecule: messenger RNA, 3120 nt
Organism: Phaedon cochleariae (mustard beetle)
Lineage: Eukaryota; Metazoa; Arthropoda; Insecta; Coleoptera; Chrysomelidae
Source: the annotation of a GenBank genome assembly